Molecule: messenger RNA, 3446 nt
Organism: Owenia fusiformis
Lineage: Eukaryota; Metazoa; Annelida; Polychaeta; Sabellida; Oweniidae
Source: the annotation of a GenBank genome assembly
AUCUGAUGCAACCCAAAAUUUCUGGAUAUGAAUCAAAUUCUAUUUAAAGUUGAUCAAAAAUCUACAUAGAACUACAAGUUUACCGCGAAUUGAAUAUGGCUACUAAAUCAACAGACUAUAGCGAAUAUUUUGAUAUGAUAGACUACUGUAAAGAUCACAACAAAAACAUGGGAACCCAGGACAGAUUUUUGGCUCCAAAAUCUUGGGAAUGGACUUCAAAUAUUGAAAUAUUUCAUAAUGGGCCAAACACUACACAAACAAUGUACCAAAUGCUUUGUCAUCACGACACUCUUCAAAAUGCUAAAUUGGAAUUCAUAGAGUAAAAGUUUACAUCCAUGUGUACCAAUAUGGAAGGUCAUCAACUAGAAAGACCUAAAAGCAGUUCCAGAUGGUUGAAAACAUCAACUCCAAAUCUACAUGUAUGUGACACUGGACAUGUUCAUCCUAAAAAUAUCCUACGACUCAAUAGUACUGGAGAAAUUUCAUCAGAUGACGACCUAAACCUUAAACAAAACAAAUGUUAUUGGGAUAAGAUGAAAGAAAAAGCCACUAAUCUUACAAAUAUUGGGAAAUUGGACAUUCAGAAUCUCCUUUUGGGAUCAACACCAAUUUCAAAACAAUUUUGUGCAAAAGACCAGGAAGUUAGUAAAAGUGUAAUGGAUAAAAUAAGACAAUACCAAAACGAGUGUGUUUGUGAUUCAGAUGUGAGCCCCAAAGUUACAUCAUACAGAGAUGCAUUACAUUUUGGAAAUAAACGAAGUUUCUUACAAGGUUUAAUGAUGAACCGUAGUAAAAUUCUUCAUAAUUUGGACUGUCUUCAAGGCCGCCAAAAUACCAUUAAUAAAUACCCAACAUACAGUGAAGCAUUAAGUGGUAAACAUAAACAAGAAGGACAAGAGCCUAUUAAAUCAACUCUUAAAUUAAAUGAGGAGGAAGCAAAAGCUCCUUCAGGAUUGGAGAACAGUGCAGUAUCUAAGAAUGACUUGCAAUCGGUGCCUCGAUAUAUACCUCCUUACAAGCGUAAAAAUGUAGGAGGUUCUGGUAAAGAGAAUGAUAAUUCUGUGCCUAAUGAAAAAUAUAUAUCACCUAAGCCGAGGCCUCCUAGGAAUUAUACCCCAAGACAACAUCGACCCCCAAUAUCUCAGACUGAGACACCCUCUAAAAGCAAUACACCAAGACAGUACGCUAAAGAGAAGCAUUAUUCAAAAAGAGCAGAUUUUUGUGAAAGGAAUUAUGAAGAAAAUUGGCGUCAACCUCGACCUGUGAGACCUCCUUCUCAAAAUAGAGAUGGAAAUAAUGUUGAACAUCAGAAUUCAAAAACUCCAAAUUCCAACAUGGCUGAUGUAAGAUUUAAUUAUCAGAUCAGGAUUGGAACAAGUCCAAAAUGUGAUAAAAGUGUCCUGGCACAUUGCCAUUCACCUAGAACUGUUUCAAGUGAUAAUGUCGAAGAUACGGAGAGAAGUCAAGGUACCCCGAUGGCUGAUGCUUUGGCAUUUAGCCCCUGUAAGACUGACUUCACUGACAUUUAUGUAUCUUUACAUAAAUCUGAUCUUGUUGAACCAACAUGUUCAUCCAAAAGUGAUACUGUUAAACCUCAACAUGAAAAUAUACAUGAGUGCAAUACAAAAAAAGACAAUAUGGAGCAUGAAAAAAGCCCAUUUACUGAUAGUGACAGCCAUGGUGCUGCUAAAUUUGCUCAAGAUGAUGACAUUCCUGCUGUUUCUAAGUCACUGAGUUGUAGUUUGAACAUAGCUGGACAUAUAUCCACCGAGGGGUCUGAUGAUAAGAAGCAUUUUAAAAUUAGUGCAACAGUGACCCCUGUUAAGUCUAGUGUAACUGAAACCUCCCCCACUACCCAAAGUCUUACAUCCCAAAGUGCUUUCUCCAAGAAGAAAAAGUCCAGACCAUCUUUGAAGAAGCGUCAGCGCAGAAAGCGACAACAGGGUCUUGUGACCGAGCCUCUAAAAUCAGAAGAUGAACACAUUGAACCUGUUGAUCUUAAAUCAAAUGAAACCCCAUUUUCUUCUCCACAACCAAUUCCCCUAUCACCCAAACAUUAUAAAACUAUCCAGGCAUUAAUUGUUGAGAGUCCAUGCAAAGAAUCCAUACAAGAUGAAAAUGAAGAUGAUGAAAUGUACCAAUCAUCAAAGACUAUGAACUCUGUUGCCUUUAUCAUUGGAGCCAUGAGUGAUUCCAGCCAAUCAGAGACUGACUCUGAAAAUGAGGAUUCUGAUUGGUCAGACUAUGAUCCAAUCAGCAAUGAUGAUCUCCUUCAAGAGUUUUCUAUUCAAGAAGACCCCUUUGGUUUUCUUAAUGUUCAGGUGACAUGUGCUAAAUCCUGUAUCCCUGAAUAUGCCUCGGAGCCUGUACUCUCCCCCAGACAAAAGCUGGACUUGGUCAAUUUACAGUGGGAUGCGCAACACUCCAACUUACCUGAUGUAACACAAUCUUCCAAAAAACUAAGAAAAAAGGUUUCUUUUGCUGAUGGAAAGAAAAUUGCGACAACUUACCCAAUGAUAGCCUGGGAUUAUGCUUAUAGGGCAGCUCGCAAAGCACCAUGGGAAAUGUAUGCCAGAGACAGGUGCCGAUUCAAGGAUCGUGUUCGAAACAUAGAAAGAUCUAUUGGUCACUGUGUUAAUAGAGAACACCGAGAUAAAAUGUACGCAAGGCUUCAUGCUGACUAAUUGGAUUGUGUUUUAACGGAUAAACAUAUACACUGUGAUAAACAUGUUGCUUCCUGAUGUCAUAUCAUAUACAAUAUGUGGAUAAAUGGAAGGACAGACGAAUGCUCUUGACUUAAAAUGUUAAAACUCUUAACUAAGUUAAAGCAGCGUGUAUCUGGCAUACACUCUUUAGUUUAGAUUUUAUAGAAUAUAGGACAAAAUAUUACAGAGAAUUAAAUCUUUCCAUAAAAACAUUACCUUGUCCAAUCCUCAAUACCUACCAUUUGAUGAGAUAUAUCAUAAAUCUUUUUUUAGAUCUUCUAUUUCAAGUAGUAAAAAGAAUUUCUGUUUUUUUCUUGUGGUGCCUUUAGUUGAAAGUUGCAUUCGCAUAACAUAUACUUGAGUCAUGAUUAUCUUGUUUAAGAGUUGAAUUUAUGUAUUACUGUAUGUUGGUCCACUCUGUAUAUAAGUCAAUUUUCAGUGGGUGGGUGUGUGGGUGGUUAAGAAUAAGAAUGUUAGAGGUUAUUUUCUUUACAAAAUAGUGUUUGAAAAAAUUGCUUCACUUCCAAAAGCCUGUUAAUUCAACAAGAGUUGGGGGGGGGGGGGGGCAGUUAAAUUUUCAUAUUUUGUGCAGAAUUAAGUGUGAAAGUUUCGAGAUGACCCCUUAUACACAUAAAUUACAAAUAACUUUUGAUACUGGGUACCUUUUCUCUCCAUGAAACCAUUUUACUGUAAGAAAUUAUUAACACUGACAAGCCAAAAUAUUGAUUUGUUUUUAUUAUA